Molecule: messenger RNA, 960 nt
Organism: Pristis pectinata (smalltooth sawfish)
Lineage: Eukaryota; Metazoa; Chordata; Chondrichthyes; Rhinopristiformes; Pristidae
Product: chymotrypsin-like elastase family member 2A
Exons: 8
Coding region: 1-960 (319 amino acids)
Biological process (GO): proteolysis
Molecular function (GO): serine-type endopeptidase activity
Source: RefSeq, a predicted model, not a curated record
AUGAUUUCGCUUGUGGUUGCAGCUUUGCUCUUGGCUGGUGCCUAUGGAUGUGGUGUUCCAUCCGUUCCACCUGUGGUCCCCAAGGUCGUGGGCGGAGUGGAUGCCGUGCCUCACAGUUGGCCUUGGCAGGUCUCUCUCCAAUACCUAUAUAUGGGUAAAUGGGCUCACACUUGUGGAGGAUCCCUUAUCGCCAACAACUGGGUGAUCACUGCUGCUCACUGCAUCAACAAGCGCAAUACAUACCGGGUGGUGCUCGGCAAACACAAACUCCAGGCUUCAGAACCGGAAUCAGUUGCAGUUGAAAUUGCCCCAGAGAACCUAUUUGUCCACAAAAGAUGGAACCCAAUUUCUCUUGGGAGUGACAUUGCGCUCAUCAAGCUUUCCAGCCCUGUGACCCUAGGGAGGGAGAUCAAUCCGGUCUGCAUUCCUGAAUCUGGCACUCUGCUUCCCAACAAUUAUCCCUGCCACAUCACAGGAUGGGGCCUCCUCUACACAAAUGGCCCCAUUGCCGACAAACUCCAGCAGGCACUUAUGCCUGUCGUUGGCUAUGCAACAUGUUCCCAAGGUGACUGGUGGGGCUCAACUGUGAAAAAGACAAUGGUGUGUGCUGGUGGAGAUGGUAGUGUUGCCGGAUGCAAUGGGGACUCUGGUGGACCCCUGAACUGCCAGGCUGCUGAUGGAACCUGGGAAGUGCAUGGUCUUACCAGCUUUGUCUCCAAAAUGGGUUGCAACGUUAAGAGAAAGCCCACAGUCUUCACCCGUGUAUCUGCCUACAAUAACUGGAUUGCACAGGUACGUUGCCACUUAAUGAAUAGCCAUUAUAAGAGCUGUGAACCAGAUUCUUGCUCAAGUACAGUUUCACAAAUGGAAGACAGCCCUGUGUUCACCCUUCAUGCACUGGUUAAGUCAUUGAGCAAGUGGCAGUGGAUUCAACCACAAAGCACAUUGCAGCCUAGCUAA